This is a messenger RNA of Glossina fuscipes, 1203 nucleotides long. It is a transcript of the gene TfIIB, whose product is annotated as transcription initiation factor IIB. Lineage: Eukaryota; Metazoa; Arthropoda; Insecta; Diptera; Glossinidae. Gene Ontology annotation, molecular function: TBP-class protein binding; RNA polymerase II general transcription initiation factor activity. The transcript has 5 exons. Gene Ontology annotation, biological process: transcription preinitiation complex assembly; transcription initiation at RNA polymerase II promoter. Gene Ontology annotation, cellular component: transcription preinitiation complex; nucleus. The record is from RefSeq and is a predicted model, not a curated record. The coding region runs from base 1 to 945 and encodes 314 amino acids.
AUGGCGAGUCCAUCUAGAGAUACGAACAAGGUAUGCUGCUUUUAUCAUCCGGAUGCUCCUCUUAUUGAAGAUUACCGAGCUGGCGAUAUGAUUUGUCCUGAAUGCGGAUUGGUUGUGGGAGAUCGCGUCAUUGACGUGGGUUCAGAGUGGCGUACAUUUAGUAAUGAAAAAAGUGGUGUGGAUCCCAGUCGUGUCGGUGGACCCGAAAAUCCUUUACUGAGUGGUGGUGAUUUAUCCACUAUCAUUGGUCCUGGCACAGGAUCAGCAUCUUUUGAUGCCUCUGGCUCUCCCAAAUACCAGAAUAGGCGCACUAUGAGUAGCUCAGAUAGAUCGCUGAUAUCGGCUUUUAAAGAAAUUUCAAUGAUGGCAGAUAGAAUCAAUUUGCCUAAAACUAUUAUUGACCGUGCAAAUAAUCUCUUCAAACAAGUUCACGAUGGCAAGAAUCUAAAAGGACGCUCUAACGAUGCCAAAGCAUCCGCUUGUCUUUACAUCGCGUGUCGUCAGGAGGGCGUACCGAGAACAUUCAAAGAAAUUUGUGCUGUCAGCAAGAUAAGUAAAAAAGAGAUAGGACGCUGCUUUAAAUUAACUUUAAAAGCUCUAGAGACUAGUGUUGAUUUGAUUACUACAGCUGACUUCAUGUCACGAUUCUGCGCGAAUCUUGAUCUACCAAAUACCGUGCAACGUGCAGCAACACAUAUUGCCAAGAAAGCAGUAGAAAUGGAUAUUGUACCUGGACGCUCACCAAUUUCAGUAGCUGCAGCUGCUAUUUACAUGGCGUCACAAGCGUCUGAGCAUAAGCGCAGUCAAAAAGAAAUUGGCGACAUUGCUGGCGUCGCGGAUGUCACAAUAAGACAAUCUUACAAGCUCAUGUAUCCUGAGGCGUCCAAACUAUUUCCUGAAGAUUUCAAGUUCACUACACCAAUUGAUCAACUGCCGCAAAUGUAAAUUAGUACGAUAUUUCAAUUGAUUCUUGUAAUCAACUCAUUUGAAUUGAAGAAAUAAUUAUACUUUGUCUUACGCCAGAACCGUGCAUUCAUAGUAUUUUGCGGCAAUCCCUGUUUCGCCCGACUAACUUAUAUAAAUACGAUUAUUUUGUAAAGUUUCAAAGUACGUAUUCAAAGAUAUACAACUGUUUAAAGAUAUGUACAUUUCGUAAAAAAAGUUUUUCCAAAUAUUUGUACAAAUAUACAAUGAGGGAUACUA